ACUCCAAGUGCAUGUACACCACAAUCACAAAAAGUACUUUAAUAUAUUCCCCUUUUGUUAAAAAAAGAAAAGAAAAAGAUGCAGGGAAUAUCAUUAGAGUUUGAUCAGCAAAAUUUUCUUGACCCCAUGCAACAUGAUCUCUUCAAUGAUCCUGACUUUUCCCAAAUCUUUUCAGAACUAAACUCAUUCAAUAACACCAUCCAAACACCUAGAAACCCAAGUUCAGAGAACACCAUAUUUGCACAAAACAUGGUUCAACACAAUCAAGAAAAAUAUGCAGAUGAUCAUAUCGUCCCAUUGCAAGAGACUUCGUCAGAAAAUAAUAAGGAGCUAUCUUCAGAUCAGGUGCCUUUGGAAAAGAAAAAAUACAAAGGAGUGAGGAGGAAGCCAUGGGGAAAAUAUGCUGCAGAAAUAAGGGAUCCUGAAAGAAAAGGCGCUAGACUUUGGCUUGGGACAUAUGAAACUCCUGAGGAUGCAGCAUUGGCUUAUGACAGAACUGCAUUUAAACUGCGUGGUUCAAGAGCUGUACUCAAUUUCCCUCACUUGAUUGAAUCUAAUGUUACUGAAAUUAACAUAGUGAGGCCAAGGAGACGUUCACGUUCACCGGAUAUUGAGCUUUCAUCUGAUCAGAAUGAUGGUCCGAUUUCAAAGAGGAGAAAUGUUGACCUAAUUAACAGCNAUUAA
This is a messenger RNA of Nicotiana attenuata, 684 nucleotides long. RefSeq names its product ethylene-responsive transcription factor ERF098-like. Gene Ontology annotation, molecular function: DNA binding; DNA-binding transcription factor activity. Bases 79 to 684 code for a protein of 201 amino acids. Gene Ontology annotation, biological process: ethylene-activated signaling pathway; regulation of DNA-templated transcription. NCBI's taxonomy places the organism in Eukaryota, Viridiplantae, Streptophyta, Magnoliopsida, Solanales, Solanaceae. The record is from RefSeq and is a predicted model, not a curated record. The transcript has a single exon.